AUGGGUAGCGGGCGCGAUAAGCGCAAGAAGGCAAAGGAGCGCAAGGACGGCCCGGUUGCGGGCGUAGGCGACGAGGAUGAUAUCGACGCGCUGCUACUGCGAAUGGCUCUGGAGGAGAAGCAGCGCAAGGGCGCGGUGGAGAUCGCGGCAGAUUGUGACCCGCCGGGGCCCAGGGUCAACGCGUCCUUUGUGCCGUACAUUACGCCGCGAGGUUCCUUCAUUUUUUUGUUUGGGGGCGAAUACGUCGACCUGGGCACUGACAAGGUGCAUGUGUAUAAGGACCUUUACAGGUUCGAUGUGGACAAACGGCGAUGGUCUCGGGACCUGUGGCGUCUCGAUCUCACGACCUGGGAGUGGGACUGUCUGCCCUCCAAGGGCGGGCCCUCGGCUCGCUCGGGUCACCGAAUGGCGCUGCAGCCGCUGAGGAACCGCGUAUUGCUAUUUGGCGGGUUUUACGACACGGGGCGAGAGGUUAAGUGGUCCAUAUCGCCCAGGUACUACAACGACCUCUGGGAGUUGAACCUGGAAACGCUCAAGUGGACGAGUCUGGGUGGCGGUCCGUCCGGCAAUGCGGGGGGGGGCGCGGUGUGGCCCUCCCCCCGUAGCGGCUGCGGCAUGACGGUGGUGGGCGACACGCUGUGGGUGUUUGGCGGAUACUCAAAGGCAAAGGACGAUGAGGAUGAGGACUUGGAGCACGGCAAGACCAUGGACGACGUAUGGGCAUGUAAUCUUACGUCGUACACGUGGGAGCGUGUUAAGAAGAUGGGUAUGGCCCCAGGUGCCCGAGCGUCCUUUUCCUUGGCGGUCCACACCCACCCCAAGGCGGGGCCGCGUGCUUUUAUGUUUGGCGGCGUGACAGACAACGAAGCGAAGGGCGGCGAAGACCUGUCCUCAGAGUUCCGCAACGAUUUACUCUCCUUCAAUUUUGAUAAUCGGAGGUGGUACGCCGCAGAGCUCAGACCGCCCGGUAAAGGAAAGGGUGCAGCAGCAGCAGCAGCACCCGGCCCCGCGGCGGCCGCGGACGGCGAGGACGGCGCUGCGGCGGCGGCACCGUCGUCGUCGUCGGCGGCCGCUACUGCCGCCUCCGUCAUCUCCCCUGAGGUAGCGGAUCGGUUGGCAGCAGCGACGGAUAAGAACAGCGCGCUUUACAGAGCGGCCGUGAAGAUCCAGGCAAGCUACCGAGGCUAUGUGGUCCGUAAGGCCUACCAGCUGUACCGCAUCGGCGGCGUGGUUUCGGAGAUCCUGUAUUCGCCCGCCACGUACGGCUUGGAUCUGUCCGUACUAAACAUGCCGAAACCCAAGGCCCGCAUGUGCUCCUUGAUGACCGUAGUGGGUAGUACGUUGUGGUUGUUGGGGGGGACUGUGGAGGUGGGGGCCAAGGAAAUUACGCUGGAUGACAUGUGGUCGUUGGACGUUGUCAAGCUGGACGGUUGGCAGUUGAUACGGGAGAAUACCGUUGGCGAGGAGCUUCUCAAAAAGGGUGAUGGCAGCGACAGCGAGUGGACAGAAGCCAGCGAUGGAGAUCUGGAAGGUUCUGAAGACGACGACGACGACGAGGAGGAGGAGGAGGACGAGGGGAAGGGGAAGGGGAAACAGAGUGGCGUGAAGAACGCGCUGUACAGCCGCAGGCGGCAGGGGCUACUGGCCGUGCUAAGUCCACGUAUGCUAAGGUGCAAUCCACCACUGCCAAUGCCAAGCUGGCGGCCGGCGCGAGGAUCACAUGCCGUACAGGCAGACGCCGCUACCGCUGCCGCUGCGUCUGCCAGGGACGGUAUUGCUUUUGGCGGCGGUUUCGGUGCUUGUGUUAGUGGUGGCUGUAGCGGCUUGGAACCCUUAAAUUUAACGCCAGACCGUGGAUGCCGCUGCAGCAGUUUGCCGUACAUUCUGGCGGCGGCGGCCUUUGCGCUACCUUCAGCACACGUGCUAUCCUGUCGCUACGCGUUGCCAGUGGCCAGUGAUGACGUCAGCUUGGUAACUUCCCACAGGACGUGGGCUGCGGUCUACGCGGUGCUCCUAAACCAAAGUACAGGUGCCGUACCGCGGAUAUUAUGGACGUUACUUCCGCCAGCGGCCACAGCUGAGAAGACCAUGGCGGCCGCGGCGGCCGUGGCUAUGACUCCGCGGCUGCUCUGCACAGUCCCGGCGGCCGCGGCGUCACCUUCCGGCUCGGCGGCAACCUUCUCCUUGCUCAGGCGGCGCACGUCGUCGCCGUCGUCCUCGUCGUCGCCGUCGUCCUCGUCGUCGCUGUCGUCUUUAUCGUCUUCCUGUCGCGGCGGAGGCUUUUCAUCCCCCGACAUGCUCCAUUCUCGUUCCCUCUCAUCAAGAGAGAUAGCGGAUGAUGGUGGGUCAAGAGAAGCGUUCUCAGACGACGCCUUUGCUGCUGUUGCCGCUAAUACCAGCACCCAUGAACACGGCUUCGACGCCGUCAGCAACAGCAACCGCAGCAACCGCAGCAACGGUCUCUGCAGCCGCGGCAUCAGUUUCGGAGUCCGGGAGAUCCCCUAUGCCUUCCCUCAGGGUCAUCGACCAGAUCGUCCUAAAGGCGGAAUCAACGGCUACGUCAGCGGCGGCAGCAGCGCCUUCGCGGCCUGA
Volvox carteri f. nagariensis is the source of this 2592-nucleotide messenger RNA. RefSeq lists its product as uncharacterized. The transcript is spliced from 16 exons. Bases 1 to 2592 code for a protein of 863 amino acids. NCBI's taxonomy places the organism in Eukaryota, Viridiplantae, Chlorophyta, Chlorophyceae, Chlamydomonadales, Volvocaceae. Gene Ontology annotation, molecular function: protein binding. The record is from RefSeq and is a predicted model, not a curated record.